This is a messenger RNA of Sinocyclocheilus anshuiensis, 2810 nucleotides long. Its product is annotated as ephrin type-A receptor 6-like. The coding region runs from base 1 to 2694 and encodes 897 amino acids. Gene Ontology annotation, molecular function: protein binding; transmembrane-ephrin receptor activity; ATP binding. Lineage: Eukaryota; Metazoa; Chordata; Actinopteri; Cypriniformes; Cyprinidae. The transcript has 18 exons. Gene Ontology annotation, biological process: ephrin receptor signaling pathway; axon guidance; protein phosphorylation. Gene Ontology annotation, cellular component: dendrite; plasma membrane. The record is from RefSeq and is a predicted model, not a curated record.
AUGGUGGAGAAGGCCUUGACGACACCCUGGGGACGAGCGAUGGAGACGGAGCCACUGCAGUUGGAGACCCAGGUGCAGCAGAGCAGACGGAGAGCCAGGGCGACACCCAAGGUCCGGAGGACCAAGGCGGAGCUGACGGCUCAGGCGACCGAGGCGGAGACAGGUACCCGGAAGACCGCGGCAGAGCCGGAUCCUGAAGGAAGGAGGAGCCUGACAGAGCCAGAGGGACGGAGUGACAAGGCAAAGCCAAAGGAGUGGAGUCCCGAGGUGACGGAUGGAACCAGCGGAGACAGGGCUGAGAAACUGGCUGGCAUAAGAGGAGGCGAGAGAGGGAGGCUGGAUGGGAGCUUAAGAGUCACAGGAAGCUUAGGAGACACAGGAGAGCUGGACGGAACCAGUGGAGACCCAGGAGACAAUGGAGCUCCCAGAGGCCAGUUGCAGCUCACCGUCAGCAUCGGGAGUGUGGGCGGGUCUUCCCUCCAAGCCCUCAAUCUCCACGAGGACUCCCAUGCCUGCAGACCUGGGUUCUACAAAGCCUUUGCAGGAAACAUCAAAUGUUCAAAGUGUCCCCCACACAGUUCCAGCCACACUGAGGGUUCGGCACAGUGUCACUGUGAAAAGAGCUACUACAGAGCUAACAAGGACCCUCCCACCAUGGCCUGCACACGACUGCCCUCCUCUCCUCGAAACUUGGUUUUUAACAUCAAUGAGACCGCCCUCUUUCUGGAGUGGACUCCACCCAGCGAUACAGGUGGUCGGAAGGAUGUAACCUAUAAUGUCUUCUGUUUCCGAUGUGGAGCUGAUGGCCAGGCCUGUGAGCCAUGCAACAGCAAUGUGCGCUUCAUACCCAGAUCCACAGGCCUCACAAGCACCUCUGUGGUGGUCCAGGACUUUGUGGCGCAUGCCAACUACACAUUCCAAAUCGAGGCUCUUAAUGGAGUGUCGGGUUUAAGCAGAUCUGAGAGACAGCUUGCCAAUAUCACCGUCAGCACAGAGCAGGCUGGUCCGUCUCUGGUAGGCGUGGUGAGAAAAGACUGGGCAUCUCAAACUAGUAUUGCCCUCUCCUGGCAGGAAACUGAGCAGCCACAUGCUGCCAUCCUAGACUACGAGAGCAAGUAUUAUGAAAAGGAACAGGAACAGUUAAGCUACUCCUCUACACGUACAAAGUCUCCAAGCGUGAUAGUGACAGGGCUAAAGCCCUCCACAGUUUACGUGUUCCAUGUGCGCGCCCAUACCCUCGCCGGCUACAGCAGUUACAGCCCCAAGUUUGAGUUCGCCACAGGAGAUGAGAACUCUGAGGAGGCAGCUGAUCAGGGCCAGGUGUUGGUGAUUGUUACAGCCACAGUGGGGGGCUUUUCUCUCCUCAUCAUUCUCACCCUCUUCCUUCUCAUCACUGGCAGGUAUCAGUGGUACAUAAAAUCUAAGAUAAAGUCAGAAGACAAAAAAAGAACACAGUAUCAAAAUGGACAUGUGCCAUUCCCAGGAUUAAAGACUUACAUUGACCCGGACACUUACGAGGACCCCUCACAGGCCGUUCAUGAGUUUGCCAAGGAAAUCGAUCCAUCUCGUAUCCUAAUUGAAAGAGUCAUCGGAGCAGGCGAGUUUGGGGAGGUGUGCAGUGGCUGGCUCCGUAUUCCGGGAAAGAAGGAAAUUCCUGUGGCUAUAAAGACUCUGAAGGGGGGAUACACUGAACGUCAGAGACGGGACUUCCUACGAGAGACGAGCAUCAUGGGACAGUUUGAUAAUCCUAACAUCAUCAGACUGGAGGGUGUGGUUACAAAGAGUCGGCCUGUGAUGAUAGUGGUGGAAUACAUGGAGAAUGGCUCCUUGGACUCUUUUCUGAGGAAGCAUGACGGACACUUCACCGUGAUCCAGCUGGUUGGUAUGCUGCGUGGCAUUGCCUCAGGUAUGAUGUACCUGUCCGACAUCGGCUAUGUCCACCGGGACCUGGCAGCCCGAAAUAUUCUAGUGGAUGACAACCUGGUAUGUAAGGUGUCGGACUUCGGUCUGUCCAGGGUGCUGGAGGACGACCCGGAGGCAGCUUACACCACCACAGGGGGUAAAAUCCCCAUCCGCUGGACAGCUCCAGAGGCAAUUGCCUACAGAAAGUUUUCCUCAGCCAGUGAUGCUUGGAGCUAUGGUAUUGUCAUGUGGGAGGUGAUGUCAUAUGGAGAGAGGCCCUACUGGGAGAUGUCCAACCAAGACGUAAUUCUGUCUAUUGAGGAGGGCUACAGGCUCCCUGCGCCUAUGGGCUGCCCUGUGGCCCUGCACCAGCUCAUGCUUCUCUGCUGGCAGAAGGAACGCAGUCGCCGACCACAGUUUAAUGACAUUGUCAGCUUCCUAGAUAAGCUGAUCCGCAAUCCCAGCAGCCUGCUCACACUGGUGGAAGAUGUAAAUAGCUUCCCAGAAUCCCCUGAGGAUAUGCCAGACUACCCUCUCUUCAUAUCUAUCGGUGAUUGGUUGGAUUCGAUCAAAAUGAGUCAAUACAAGACCAACUUCAUAGCAGCAGGGUACACAACCCUGGAUUCCAUAUCCACCAUGAGUAUUGAUGAUGUAAGAAGAAUCGGAGUGUCUCUGAUUGGCCACCAGAGGAGGAUAGUGAGCAGCAUACAAGCACUACGACUGCAGUUCCUCCACGUUCAACAGAGUGGCUUCCAUGAAAAUUGGACCAUUUACCCGGAGAACCCACAGUAAACAACGGAACAAUGGCACCAUUCUGUUGUUAUGAAGAUGUCAUCUGUCAAUCAUCCUGCAAGUUCUGUGAUUGACUGGACUCCAAACCUGAGAACUUUGAAUAGCAUAUUUGCUAU